AUGGCAAUUAAGCCAACUGACAAGUUGCAAUCCGGACGGCCAUUGUUUAAGGCUCAAGAUUAUGCCGAGCUUUGCCAAGUGUCCACCUCUCGUUCUCUCCCCCUCUCUCCGCCCCAAAAACCUCCUCCUCCUCCUCCUCCCCCUCCUGGGUGGGCCCGACCACCCACUCACCAGUCAGCGCGAGCACAGCUCUGCAACAAAAUCGAUAGUCCUGAAUGGAUCGGACCACACGUGCUGCCACUUUGA
This is a messenger RNA of Echinococcus granulosus, 246 nucleotides long. RefSeq lists its product as hypothetical. The coding region runs from base 1 to 246 and encodes 81 amino acids. The record is from RefSeq and is a predicted model, not a curated record. Lineage: Eukaryota; Metazoa; Platyhelminthes; Cestoda; Cyclophyllidea; Taeniidae. The transcript has 3 exons.